Messenger RNA from Eimeria maxima, 2505 nucleotides. RefSeq lists its product as hypothetical. The record is from RefSeq and is a predicted model, not a curated record. Gene Ontology annotation, biological process: regulation of transcription by RNA polymerase II. Gene Ontology annotation, molecular function: transcription cis-regulatory region binding. Lineage: Eukaryota; Apicomplexa; Conoidasida; Eucoccidiorida; Eimeriidae. The transcript has 3 exons. Gene Ontology annotation, cellular component: nucleus. The coding region runs from base 1 to 2505 and encodes 834 amino acids.
AUGCAUAUAGUAGGUGCAGCAAAGCAAGGAGUUGAGCUGGGAUCGUGUGGACAGCAGCAACAGCAACAGCAGCAGCAGCAGCAGCAGCAGCAGCAGCAGCAGCAGCAGCAGCAGCAACAGCAGCAACAUACAGCUAUACAUAUACAUAGUAAUCAUCAUCAUCGGCAUCAUCAUCGUCAUCGUGCUGCUGCUGCAGCAAGGAGACAUCGGGCAACAGCAGCAACAGCAGCAACAGCAGCAGCAGCAGCAGCAGGAAGAGGAAGCAUAGCAGCAGGAGGGGAUCAUGAGGCAACAGAGGGAGAGUAUGCAACAGAAGAUGGGAAUGCAGCACCAACAGCAGCAAUAGCAGCAAAUGGUACAAUUGCAACAACAGCAGCAACAGCAGCAACAGCAGCAGAAGAAGGAGAAGAGGAAGAAGAAGAAGAAGAAGAAGAAGAAGGAGAAGGAGAAGGAAGAGGAGGAAGAGGAGGAAGAGAAAGACGUACAAGAGGACAUUAUAAUAGGAGGGAACAUCUAUUCCCUUUCUCUAUUAGGAGGGAACAACAGAGGCAAAUGCAGCAGCAGCAACAGCAGCAGCACCAGCAGCAGCGGCAUGAGGGAGAGUAUGAUGAGGAAGAAGAGGAGGAAGGAGAAGAAGGAGAGGAAAGACAAUUAACAAGUUCUCCUCCUGCAUCUGCAGCAGCAGCAGCAGCAGGAGCAGCAGGAGCAUCUCCAUGGACAAAGUUACGUUUGCUUCCUCCUUUAUUAGGGGAUCGACGUAAGCAUAGAAGCAACAGCAGCAGCAGCAGCAGCAAAAGAAGCAACAAUAAGAAAGAGAGCAGCAGCAAGAAUAAGAGAGGACAUUUAUUAAUAAAUAGAGAUAAGAAGGAGAAGAAGAAAAAGAAGAAAAAAAGAGGAAAAGAAAAGACAUCAUUAAUAGAUCAUAACAACAAAAACAUCAUAAGUAGCAGCAGCAGCAGGAGCAGCAGGAGCAGCAGCAGGAGUAGCAGCAGGAGCAGCAGCAGCAGGAGCUCCUUUUAUAUAAGAAGGAGAAGGAGGAGACCCUUAUCUCCCCCUAUAGUACCAACAAUAAAUCGUCCCUUGCUGCACCUGCCUAGUCUUGAGCUCCAAUCCUCUGCUGGUCCUUCUCUAUUAGAUAAUGAUUAUUCUAUUGCUGCACCGGGAUCGACUUUUGACGAUCCCAAUUUUUUCGAUCCCACCGAUCCCAUCGAUCCCAACGAUCCCAACGAUCCCAGUAGACACGAUCCCAGUAAUAGACACGAUCCCCAAUACGAUCCCCAAUAUGAUUUAGAUAGAGAAUCUAUACAUCAUACACAAACAGAUAAUUCUCCUCAACAAAUCUUCUUACCUGUACCUCCAUCUAAUACUUCCUUUGCUGCUGCUGAUCAGCAGCAACAGCAGCAACAGCAGCAGCAGCAGCAAUUGCUACUUGGACGUCAAAAUUCAGCAAGAGCAGCAGCAGCAGCAGAAAGGAAGCCUUUGUUUCUUCCUGUUGAUAAUACACGAGGCAGCAAACAGAUUGGUGACGAUCUAAUGGAUACACCAAGAGCAACAGCAGCAGCAGCAGCAGGAGAGAGACAAGGAUCUGUAUGCGGCAGUGCAUCUAUAGGAGAGGAGACAACAGCAGAACAAUCUGUCUUAGGGAGGCAUCAUCAUCAUCGUCACCAUCAGCAGCAGCAGCAGCAGCAGCAGCAAAGAAGUGCUACUAAUAGAGAGAGUGCAUGCAGCGAGGCAGCAUUCCCUCCUUCUCCUUCUGCUGAAUUAGGUUUGCUGCUAGCAUUAUUAGGACACAGCAGCAGCGUACCUGAGGUAGAUAUGUCGUCUCCUGCAGUCGAUCCCGAUCCCGAUCCCGAUCCCGAUCCCGGGGAUCGGAAACAAAGGCCAUGGGCUGCUGCUGCUGCUGCACUACCUAGAUGGGGUGGUUUGUUUAGGCGUCAGCGUAGCUCAUUAUUACGUAGGAAGAGGAGCAGCAGCAGCAGACGUUGGCGAUGGAGUAUAAGUAGGAGAAGCAGCAGCAGCAGCAUCAGCAAAAGGAAUAAAAAAAGGAAGGAAAGAAAGAAAAAAAUAACAGCAAGAACAGCAAUUCGUUCCUCCUUAUUAGAGGCUGUACAAAUACCUCGAUUAAUGCUGAAUCCAUCAAGGACUUCCUCUCCCUCUACCAACAAGCAGCAGCAGCAGCAGCAGCAACAGCAGCAGCAGCAACAACAGCAACAACAACAGCAGCAGCAACAACAACAGCAACGACAACAACAGCAGCAACAGCAGCAGCAGAAGCAGCGACGUUCUGCUGCAGCAGAGAAGAAUUGGUAUACAUUAGAGGCAUAUGAACAAUUACCCGAGGAAGGACAAGAGGCAGAGGCAAUAAGACAACAAUUAAAAUUAACAAUGUUAAUUGUCUCUCUUAUACAAAUAAGCAGCAAAGAUACACUCAACUUCUGCUCGGCUAUAGAGGCAUACCUAUAUGCAAGUGUUACGCCGGCUUGGAGCCGGUAUAUGGGGAUUUAG